This is a messenger RNA of Eruca vesicaria subsp. sativa (arugula), 810 nucleotides long. Lineage: Eukaryota; Viridiplantae; Streptophyta; Magnoliopsida; Brassicales; Brassicaceae. The record is from the annotation of a GenBank genome assembly.
AUGAACUCAACGUUCAACGACCACCACCAUCUGAAAAGAGAGCCUAAUGACAACUCCGGCGUCGGAAUCAUAUAUCCUCCGUCACCUUUGCUAAAACUAAACAAAGAAUCCCACGUCAUCAAAAAGCCUCCUUCACCGUCCUCCUCCUCCUCCACCGCCGCCAAGCCUCGCCAGCCCGUGAUCAUCUACACAAACACUCCUAAAGUCAUACACACUAAUCCUAAAGACUUCAUGUCUCUCGUCCAGAAACUCACCGGAAUGUCUCACUCCGAGGAAGAUUCCGGCGGAAAAUCAAUCAACAACAACCAGACCGUCUCUGAUCUCACCGUCGACAGAAAAAUUAACCGGCAUCGCUCCGUCGCCGCCGUCGGCGGCGGCGGCGGCGGUGGUGGUGGUGGUGGUGGACAUAACAGCUACAACAGAAGCUACUCCGGUAACAACGGGAAAGCAAUUUUCUUCAACAACACAACCAUCUGCGAAGACAGUGAGUCAUCGUCUGUGAUCACAACAGAUGAGAACAUGGGAGAACAACAACAUGGACAUGUUUCACCUUUUCCUCAUCCUCCACCACCGCCUCCACCUCCUCCACCGUCUAUGUACGAUGCUGCGGCGGCGACGGGAGGGAUUAACUACAGCUCUUACUUCUCGACGCUUUUGCCGGUGAAUAAUCCAGCGGAUAGUUUUCUCUGUGGGAAUCAAAACUUUGCUAAUUUUGAUGAUCCGCUUUACUUCAUGCCUAAUAUGAGAAGCUCUUUCUCUUCUUCUUCCUCUUCUGGGUUUGAUGGGUUAACUGAAUUCAGAGAUUUUUGA